This is a messenger RNA of Drosophila albomicans, 599 nucleotides long. RefSeq names its product ras-related protein Rab-7a-like. Gene Ontology annotation, biological process: phagosome-lysosome fusion. Gene Ontology annotation, molecular function: GTPase activity; GTP binding. Gene Ontology annotation, cellular component: lysosome; phagocytic vesicle; late endosome. The record is from RefSeq and is a predicted model, not a curated record. The transcript has 3 exons. Lineage: Eukaryota; Metazoa; Arthropoda; Insecta; Diptera; Drosophilidae. Bases 75 to 599 code for a protein of 174 amino acids.
UUUAUGGAAGUAAUGCCAUUUUUAAGUAUAUUCAAAAAUGAUCUUUUAUAUUUAUUCAGCAACAACAAAGAAACAUGUCUGACCGCUCUAAACGUGCUAUGAAAAUCGUACUAACGGGAAACAAUUUCAUUGAAAAAAGUUCUCUAGUGCGUCGAUAUGUAGAUAACGAUAACGAAAGAUGGUGCAACUAUAAUAAAAAGGAGUUGGUGUUAAAAGGUUGCAAAGUGGCAUUGGAGCUUUGGGCCACAUUUGGUGCAAGGGAAUUCCGAACUGAGGAACAAUAUAGAGGUGCAGAUGGCUGCAUUAUCGUCUUUUCAGUAACGAAUCGAAAAUCAUUCGAGGAUCUUAAUUUGUGGCGAAAUGAGUUAUUUUCUCUGGGAAAACCACAAAAUCCUGAACAAUUUCCGUUUGUCGUUGUAGGCACUAAAAUUGAAGUGGAAGCUGAUCGAACGGUGACAAAGGAAGAGGCUCAGCAGUGGUGUGAUUCGUUCUCCAUUCCUUACUUUGAAUGCUCGUCGAAAGCUGGGACCAACGUGAAAGAGGCAUUUGAGACAAUCAUAGCAAAAGUCUUCGACUCACAGAAACGUCCCAACUUGUAA